AAGAACACAUCUUUUCCAAGUUAUUUAACCAACCAAAUUUUAUUUAUAUUUUGUUCUUAAUGAUGUCUUCCACGACUCAUGCAUCAGAAUUAUUUGAAAAACUACGUCCUAUCUGCAUCGAGAUCGCUCGUGAACCGACAUCGUGUAAAAUUGAUAUGCUGAAAAAUUACAUGAAAUCAAAUGGCUCAACAGACUUUUCCAUGCUUACUGAAUACAUUUUAUUUCCAUUACAAGCAACUGUUGCACGAAAGAACACAUCUAUGAAGCUAAAAAUACAGGCCAUAGGCUGUAUGUGUGUGGUAUUGCCCAGGAUAAGUCUGGCUAGAUUUGACAUCUUUCAACAGAUUUUUAAGCAUGUGUGUUUCUUUUUGAGCUCAAAAGAGCCAGGAGAGGUAUCCCAAGAAUUAUCUGAAGACUCAAAACAAGUUCUUUUAGAUUGCACUCUUAUUUUACUGGAUUCAUCCUCCAGUGAUGUAUUGAAGUGUAUUUAUAAAGAUGAUUUUAUGCCUUCACUUGGUCACUGUAUCUCUCUUCUACUCAAUGUUGCUGUAAAAGAACGAGCUAAGCAUUUGGCUGUCAAAGCCAUAGAAUGCAUAAAAAAAUUUGCAUUUAUUUCAAAUCCAGAAGAAGGAAGGGGAAAUGAUCAAAAUAUAACAUAUCACAAGCUGUUAUCAAUAAAACUAGCAUCUUUCUUGCCUGGUAUUUCAAUUUCUCUGAGUAAAGCAGUCACAAGUGAUAUUAAACAAGGCCAAACUGUCAUAAUUGCAGCUAUUAAGGCUUGGGCAGCUCAUAUGCAGGUUGUUAUGAAUGACAAAUUCUAUCCUAUUGCCACAUUAACUGAUUCAGUGGAUGAACUAACUCAGAUUAUGUCAACUCUUAUGCCAUUAAAGAAGCCUGGCACUAUGACAGAUGGAAUAGAACAAAAUGAAAAGAAAAGUUUAGAAGUUAAAAAGGAUAAAGAAUGGUAUUCUAAAACUGAUGCAAAGUUGAAAAUUCUGGUUGAACGGGUAUCGAAUUUGACGAGCCAUUCCAGUUGGAAAGUUCGCCUGACCAUGCUUGAAUUUGCUGAUCUACUUCUAAAAAACUGUUCAAAGUCGCUGGCGACGUGCGUACCAUGUUUGUUUGAGAUUGUGAUUGGUCUUUCAUCUGAUGAGUAUGUUGAGGUGUCGCAAAAGAGCAAAACGAUCAUUUUGGAACUCAAUAAACUUUUGCCAGACCAGACGCCAAUUAUUGAAAUCAUUGAAGAAAAUCUCCACGCUUAUUUCACCUCUCUUCCUCGUCAAAUCCGAGGCACAAACGAAGGAAUGAAGUUGAGAAGCUUGCGUAUCAUUGUGGGAUACUUGCGAGUACUGGGAAACUGUAUCAAAGCUACUUUUAAUACAGAUCAUCUUUUAAAAAGAAUGUUCCAAGCUUUGAUUCAGGUGUUAGAGUUUGACUUAUCGGAUAUACGCAUUGUGGAGCAGAAAACUCAGCAAGAUUCUGCAAGUAAUUUUGAUGUGGCACUAAAUUGUAUGGACGAGCUCAAUUCCUGUCAGUUUAUCUACAAGAAAAAAUUCAAGCACUUUAGAGACGAGAGGUUACUUUCUUUUAUUGUCAAAAUCUGUUGGUACUUGGGUCGCUAUGGUAAUAUUCUUGUACUUGUGGAUAAUCUAUUGGAUCAGUUCAGAUCUUCAUCCGUGAACAGAAAGCAAGUCGUAGUGUUAAUCAACGAAAUUGUUCGUGGUUCUGUACGAAAUUUGGAUCAUGAUAUCCCACCACAGGAAAAUUUACCUAAGGAAAGUGUGGAUAACGUGCGCGCAUGUGUGAAACUUGUGCUGAGCGAGUAUUUGUCCAAAGAUAUCUGGAAUGUAAGGAUAUCUAAUGAUGAAAACGAAGAUUUAAAAGAAAACCUGCAGAAGGAAGAUCUGUUCGCCAUACCCAGUCUUCAAGCAAUGUCUCGUAAACCUGUUUCAUUUUAUCAACUCAAUAGUAAUAUCCAACUGCUGUGUUUGGUGUUGGAAGGUAUUGGAAUCUUUGCGAGUGUAUUACGCGAAUAUUUUGAAAGCAUGUUGCUGGAAGUCUUGUAUCCACUGAUGGAAAAACUGGGCAGUCAUAAUGCAACCGUUAGUCAAGUGGCAUACUGGAGUCUGAGUAGCAUAGCUGUGUGCUGUAAAUAUAACUCCACUGAAGAACUUAUUGCAAGGAAUGUUGACUAUCUUAUUAAUUCAAUCUCUCUGAACUUACGUCACAUACACCUAAAUCCGCACACACCAGCGGUCCUCAAUGCUAUGUUGCAAUAUGGUGACAAGGGCCUGAUUCCAUACUUGGAAGAUACUUUAGAUGAGAUGUUAAGUCUGAUUGAUUAUUGUGAUGAUAAUUUGUUACUGUCAUUGCUGAAGGUGUUACACUCUUUGAUUCUUGCUCUCAACAAGUGGUUUCCAGUUGAAGUGAGCAAAAGCAAAAGAAUUUGCAAAAAGGAAUCAGAAAAAUUCUCCAAGGAUACUGACCUGAGGGAUUUCUUUAUUGCCCAAUUGAAAUUAAAGAAAGAAUCGUUAGGUGAAGUGUCAGACAAUGGCAUUGAAAUGCCUGUGGGUGAAGACGAACAAGAAAUAGUUGAUGAAGAUAAAAUUGAGGUUAAAGAUGUGGCUUUGCACGUGAAGUUCACAAUAAAGGUGCUAGAGAAAUGCACUUAUUUUUUGACGUCAAAGUUUGUAAGAAUCCGACUAGUUAUGCUUGACACAACCCAACAUGGCGUCCUAGUGUUGUCAAACACAGAAGAUCAUCUGCUACCUAUGAUACAUAAAUUAUGGCAACCUAUGACUAAAUGUUUCUCUGAUGAUGAGUUGGUUGUCAGAACAAAGUCAGUGUCAGUCCUCGAUACAAUGGUGAACACGUCUGGUCAGUUUAUGCGACGUCGCGUUAUCAAAGAUGCAUUCCCAACUCUUAUUUCGUAUCUUGUAAUGCAGCAGUCAGUCAGUCUGAAAGCUGGUGCGAUAUACACCCACACGUUGGGGUUUAAGUACCAGUUGGCCAUUUUGAAUGUACUUGGGACUAUAUGUUAUGAUCUUGAAAUUAUGGACGUCGAGUGUGAUAAAGUAUUAUCUUCCAUCAUACCUUAUUUAAGUCAAAGACAGCCUCAGAUUUUACAACAAGCGGCUAUCCAUGCAAUAAGAAUAUUAAUGAAAUUGGAACCAGAUCUUGUUUGGUUAUCCCUCAACAACAUAUUUUGCCCCAUCGCUCCAGUCCUACCAGAACAAUGCUCGACUUUUGCUUUUACCGACGUGCAACUUGCCGGAUUUCAUUCAGAUAAGAAUUGCGAGUUCGCUGUUAAUGUGCAAAAACUAUUAGGAAACUGAUGAAACUAAUUUUCCAAUG
Molecule: messenger RNA, 3354 nt
Organism: Dendronephthya gigantea
Lineage: Eukaryota; Metazoa; Cnidaria; Anthozoa; Malacalcyonacea; Nephtheidae
Product: TELO2-interacting protein 1 homolog
Exons: 10
Coding region: 60-3335 (1091 amino acids)
Biological process (GO): chromatin remodeling
Cellular component (GO): cytoplasm
Source: RefSeq, a predicted model, not a curated record